This is a messenger RNA of Seminavis robusta, 1603 nucleotides long. The record is from the annotation of a GenBank genome assembly. NCBI's taxonomy places the organism in Eukaryota, Bacillariophyta, Bacillariophyceae, Naviculales, Naviculaceae.
UGAAAUGAACACACAAUAAAGCAUCUGUAUCAGCCUGAGGGAGGCUUGUCCCUUUUGCACAGUUGCAAAAAUGUAUGGGCAAAGUCAGACCUACUUUGGCUGUUUGCUGAAGUUCCCGUCCGAAAGGACAAACUUGAUUGAUCAAGAAGAUGCAUAUCCGAGCACUUACAGUCUUGCUACUCCUAGCCUCUCUGGGCAUUCAGUGUCCAUUUGUGGUUGGUGAUUCUGACAGCUCAGACUCAAGCGGCUCUGUUUCUGACAGCUCUGAUUCGAGCAGCUCUGAUUCUGAUUCCUCUGACAAGCUUAGCAGCUCUGAUUCUGCCAAAGAUGCUACUGAAAUCAUCGAAGAGCUAAGCACCCAUGCUGCCGCAGAAGAUCUUACCGACCCGGAGACUGUUAAAAGGAUUGCUGAUCUUGAACAUAUAGUAUCUGAAGAACUCAGUGGUGCUGAAGAAGAACCUGGGCUGGAAGCAGGAGUCGAAGUCCAUCUGGAGGUUUCUCUUCCCCUGGCAGAAGUCUUCUUGAAGGCAGCCAAGCUUUCCAUUUUGGCAUACAACCCCGACUUGACCGAUGCUGCAGUAGCAUCCAAGGCGGCAGAUGAGUUGGGACUAGAAUACAUCAAAGCCUUCAGGGCGAUCCCUGACCAAUCCUUUGUAGCUUUGGACAAUGGUACAAAAGAAUGUUUGGGAGUGUUUCGCGGCACAAAUGAAGGCGUAGAGGACUGGCUGCAGAACUUUGAUCUGGAUGAAGCCAUGGUGGAAGGAUGCACAGCUCGUAAUGGCUAUUUGAGUGCUAUCCACAACAGCUACUUCCCAGAAUUUGAUGGAGCCCUCAAGGAUUGCUUGAAAAAGGACUGUACUGAUUGUACCCUCACCUUGACAGGGCAUAGCCAAGGUGGAGCAGCGGCCGUUGUUGCUUCUCUUCUUUAUGCAGACUACAAUCCAGAAGUCAUCACUUUUGGAGCCCCAAAGGCUGUGUACCGCCCUUGUGAUAAAAUAGUUGAUGAGAAUCACUACAGGCUGGCAAACAUGAUUCCGACGCCCUUGGGUGUGGUUUAUGACAUGGUUGCUAUGGUUCCUGGUUAUGGUGCAGAACAUUUUGGGCAUUCCAUUCUCCUUGGAGGUGGCAAAAUGGCAGCUUAUCUUGGCAAAGAUGAGGGGCACACCCGCUUUCACUGGGGGGUUUCGCCCCAUGGCAUGAAGUACUACAUUGACAAUGUGGAGAAGCUGACCUCAACUAUCUUUUUCAGUGGAACAAUUGGUCUGAAAGGCUAUGAAGAAGGAGCUCGCUGCAGAUACAAUGAUGAGUGUGAGUCGGGUCGCUGUGACAUUGGAUCUUGGAAAUAUAUUUGCAAGCCAAAGCUGGGUGAGGGAGAGCUGUGUAAUGAGGACAGUGAUUGCAAAUCAGGAGGCUGCAGUUGGACGUUUACUUGCACAGGAGUUUAGAAAAGAAUUAUCCCCUACAUGGCUGUGUAUGUAAAAGUGAAUACGGCUGUACAGAUACCUAGCUGCUGGGUAGAUACCAGUUCGGAAGCGCUCUCUCUUUUCAUUUUGCAUUUUUAUUACUACUAGUAGAACUUCUCUAGCUUCCAUUUGAUUUCUUC